GUUUCUUCCAUGUCUUUCCAUAUCAAAAUGAUUCUUAUGUUAUCCAUAGCAGUUUUGUUCUUUGUCACUCGUAUGGUUGACAAUGCUCAUUGGCUUUCGGCGCUCGAUGGCGUGGUUGGUGAAUCCCCAUUGGAUGACGACUGGCCUUCAGUACUGGACGGUUUGGAUACUGAUCACUGCAGUGCCGAGGCUGGGCAGGUGCAGGCUGACGACUGGAGAGCUCAGCUGGACGACAUUUCGGUCGCCUCCGUCGAUGAGGACAACAUGUCGGUCGAUUCCCCUCAGCUGGCUUUGGUCGAGGUCCCGAAGGUCGAGCUGCAUGACAUCACCAGGGUAGUUCACGUUUCCAAGUGCACGCCAGACGAGGAGCUCGACGAAUCGGCCAAGACGGUUGCAGAAUACUUGAUGGAGAACGAUCCGCUCACGGGGCGCUUCACUGACUCAGCGAUGGCUGUCGGGGAGGCGCGCAGCAAGUGCAGGGGCAGGAUGAAGCUCAUGUCAGCGUGUGCGCUGAAGGUUGAGAGGAACAUAUGGACUCAUGCUGAGAAGUUGCUGGUUGAUGCAUCAGCGACGUCGGAUAGGCUUCAACUCAUCUUCUACGUGGAGUACGCCAGCUAUGACAGCACAGACUUUUGUUUGACGAGCUCGCAGAAAGUAACCGAAACCCUCGUUGAUGGGCCAGCUCUUCAUGGACGCGAUGCAGGGGAUGGAGGUGAGCUUGGACAGAUGUCAACCAUCGAGCUUGACGAGGCGACGGUGGGCACGAAGAAGAUACUACAUAUGGACACGAACGUGUUGCUCUUACUCAAGAUCGACGGCAGAUACGCCAUACUUCGUGGGAAUAUGUUGUCUUGGUUGCAGGUUUGCGACAGGAACUCAGCGGCGAACUACAAGACGUGGACUGGGGCUGACAUCGCAUUUCGCGACGUCGGGCUUCCGAUGAACAUCCACGGUCUCUUCGUUGACACCUACAUGAGCUUCUUGGACGUGGAGUACGGGGGCGAGGUUCUAGAUGGCAAGCCAGCUGAACUUCCAGUGCCCCCGCUGGCGCUGAUGGGCGAGCAGCGUGGCGAUCACCAGGACGGCGUCGCCGAGGCAGAGCAGGCUCGCGACGACGCAGACGACCAGGUCCCUGGGGCGGCGUCUGGUGCACAGGCCAAGAAGCCUGAUCACCCCCGCAAAGCAUUCGCCGACCAGAGCAAGGCUUUCCGUGGCCAAGCGCGCGACUGGCUCGUCACGGAGCCGUCGAUCAAGCUUCUCUUCUUCAGAUCGGUCUUGAGCCCCAUCAAGAGGUUCUUGGAGAUGGAGUUGGAGAUGGCCAGCGAGGAGUGGGAGAUGAAGCAGGACAGCGCCCUGCUCGCGCAGGUCGGGAACACCGCGGUGCUGGGGGGGAGGAACUGGCCGUUGAUGAGCGUGGCGAGGCAGACGCUGGAGCAUGAGUGUUUUGCCGCUAUUUCCAAAUGCUCGAAGUCUUUGGAGGUGGACUGCCUUCCCGAGGACCACGUGACGCUUGAGAGCCAGGCCAUGUUGUGCAAGCAGCUUUCAAGACAAGGUUGUUGCGUCUAUCAAUUUGGAGCUGCGAUUGGCGCACAGUUUCCUUUCAAAUUGUUCUUACUCUUGGACGACGUCGGGGUUGAGGCCGGCGUGCUCGCGUCGUGCAGGUCGAGCCGCGACCAGUCCAGUGACGACUUCGCCGAGUACUGCAAGGACCAGCCUGGCGGGUUAACGAGCGAGCAAGCGCUUCACGAGCUGAGCCUCGUCGUGAUGGCCUCCAAGACCUCGACCGUGCUUCUGGAGACUCGCAACGCGCAGAUCAG
This is a messenger RNA of Prorocentrum cordatum, 1817 nucleotides long. NCBI's taxonomy places the organism in Eukaryota, Dinophyceae, Prorocentrales, Prorocentraceae. The record is from the annotation of a GenBank genome assembly.